UACAUAUCAACAACCCUGUUUCUGCCUUUUUUGAUACUUACGACGUCACUAUGGACACACUUGCAGACAUCAAGCCCGACAUGGCCAAUCCGGAUUUUUGGCGCCAGAAACAGGAAUGGAUCAAGCAGAUGCGACUGCAAUUCUCGCGACGGCCCGAGUUCCCUGAAACACACAGCAUAAUUGACGACGAGGGCAUGCUCAACCAAGAGUACUUCCAGCCGCCAAAGGACGCGCUGCCAGAAAUUGAACGCAAAUGGGGCGAUGCCGAAAAGAGUAAAUUGCUGGAAGGCAUUGCAACAUACGGGAUUGGCCACUUCCGCGAAAUAUCAGAAAAUCUGCUUUCAGACUGGUCGGGCAAUGACCUGCGAAUGAAGUCUAUCAGGGUGAUGGGGCGCCAAAACCUGCAGCUCUACAAGGAUUGGAAGGGAGAUGCGGCUGCGUUCAGCGCGAAUAUGAGCGCAACAAGGGAAUCGGGCUGCGGUUUGGAACAUGGAAAGGAGGAGCGCUCGUUUAUGAUGACGACGGUCACGUCCUUCAGGCCAUCGAGGACUCUAACAGAGCCAGCCCACCAUAGUGUAAAACCCCCGAUGAAACUGGAGUUGCAUACUAUCGCAGCGUGAAGGGCACACGGUUCCAUUAUGAAUGACUUUUAAAUAUAAACAUGUACAAUG
Molecule: messenger RNA, 671 nt
Organism: Kickxella alabastrina
Lineage: Eukaryota; Fungi; Kickxellomycota; Kickxellomycetes; Kickxellales; Kickxellaceae
Exons: 1
Coding region: 51-620 (189 amino acids)
Source: RefSeq, a predicted model, not a curated record